AGAGGCUAUGCCAGAACUAACCAACUUCAACGUGUUUGGUUUGCUGAAUGAUAAACAAAUUGAGAUGCUGCAAAAGUGUUUGAGCAAAAUGAGCAUUAACAAAACAAAGUUCUCAACUAUUGCCAGGCCUACAGUUGGAAUUCGUAGAACGUCUAUCUGGGGUCUCAAGACUAGGGAUAGUGUGGCUUGAAGCAUGCGAGCUGUUGAUGAUACCGACUGAUUUCCCAACAUACUUCACUAUUAUCAACUGUUGUACAUAACAUGUAUUAUUAAUAUUAAUUAUGCAAUUUUUCUCAACGUAUAUAGGUUUUGAAAGCUUCAUCCUGAGCUAUUCAGUGUUAUUCGAUUGUUUAGCAAUUUAUUAUAUGCCAUUUUUGGAAAAGGAAUUAAUAGUUUUUUCUUCAAGAUUUUUAUUAUUUGAAGGUGCUAUAUAGAAAUAUCGAAUGGUAAAAUAAAUGAGUUGGAAAAUAUCUUCAAUUGAAUUUCACAUCAUGGAAAAUGCAUCUUUUCAGGAUUCAACUGGAAUCAUUGUUUGGAACUACCAAAAUACUUAUCAUAGUCAUUUUCUAUGGAUUUUCUUUGAAACAAAGAAUUGGAAAUCAUUUAAUAAAUAAAAAAUUCCAAUUACGUAUAAUCUAAGAAAGAAUUACUUUUUUAUACUAUAUUAUGUUGCAAAACGUUCCAUAAUCAAUCAUAUAUUUUGUACUUAUAUAUUAACUUAUCAAUUCCUUCGCAUUAAUAUCAAUGUGCAUUGAUUUUUAUCGUAAAUAACAAACUUAUUAUCCAAUAAAUUCCAUCUUAUUAUCGUUUGAUGAAAAUUUUAUCUAUUUAUUUAUUUAUUCAAC
This is a messenger RNA of Nilaparvata lugens (brown planthopper), 845 nucleotides long. RefSeq names its product S-phase kinase-associated protein 2-like. Lineage: Eukaryota; Metazoa; Arthropoda; Insecta; Hemiptera; Delphacidae. Bases 8 to 190 code for a protein of 60 amino acids. The transcript is spliced from 2 exons. The record is from RefSeq and is a predicted model, not a curated record.